UUUUUCAGGUAUUAUGCUUUAUUUUAUAAACUCCAGCGUCCCGGUUACCGGAAACCGUCUCGUUUCUCCUCUUUCUCCGCUCCGUCUGGGUCAAACAGUUUCCGGGCGACAGGGUACCAGCAGUAAACAUGGCGGAGGACCUGCUGGAAACAGUGGAGAGACUUCAGUCCCGGCUCCAGGAGAACCAGGAGACCCGAAAGCUGUUGAAGACUCUCAAAAGACUGGGGGAGCUUCCUAUGAAUGUGGACAUACUGGUGGAAACUGGAGUGGGAAAGACCGUGAACUCCUUCAGGAAACAUGAAGUAGCUGGAGAGUUGGCAAAAGGUCUCGUAGCCAAAUGGAAGAAACUGGUUCCUCAGUCUGCAGACAGGCCCAACAGCCACGCCUCCAGGCCUCACACACACUCUCGAGGCCACGAUGUGAGCGGUGGAGGGGGCCACAGACGUGCCCGAGAGCCCUCCCCUGAGGAAGACCGCUCCUACAUAGAGGAGGAAGAGGAAGAGAGAGGCUACCACACCAACUACUCGCCCUCACCCCCUCAACACGACCAGUACAGCCCCCUGCAGCAAGGAGGGUAUCACUCAGACGAAUAUGACAGCCCCGAGCCCGAACCCGAACCCGAACCCGAGCCCAGCCCGCCGCCUCCUCCUCCCCUUCCUUCUCGCAAAGACGUCCGCCACACCAAACCACACAAAGAACCCAGCAAGAACCACCACCAUCACCACGCCGACCGAAACAGGGACAGGGACGAGGAGCGGCGGCAACGCCACGCACAGACGAGUAGUGACAGAGGAGGCGGAGGAGGUCCGGGGAAGAAGCGCAGCGGCGAUCGAGAGACGCAUCAGAGUCUGGUACAGAAGUCUGCCAAACACAACAAGAAGUCGACCACGCAUGACGGCAGGAAGGAGGAGAAGAAGAAAGGAGGAGACGAUGCACGACCACGAGCGCCAAAGGACUCUCCGUCUAAGGAGGAAGAAGAGGACUUUGAGGUGCCCACCAUGUCCUUCGAGUCCUUCCUCACAUACGACGCCCCAUCGUCCGUCAAGAAGAAGAAGAAGCCAUUACCAUCCUCGUCUUCAUCACACAGUCGGCCGUCUCACACGUCGACGUCGUCCUCCCAUCGCACGCAAACACCUCCGCCUGCACCCUCAUCCUCCUCCUCAUCCUCCUCCAAAGCACGGAAGGCGAACGGUGCUCAAAGUUCCAAGAGGACGCAUUCAGGCUCCAGCUCAUCAUCAGCGGCGCCGACGCCAGAAAAACGCAAGAGGGUGGUUGAAGCUGUGCCGACUCUUCCUGAAAUCCCGCUGCCAGCGAUUCAGCCCAACUACAGACCUCUGCCCUCCAUCGACGUCACGCCGCUGUCCCCUCAGAGACGCAAAGUUCCUGCCUACAGUGAAGAAGAUGACACGGGCUUUACGGGCAAGCGGUUCAACUCCAAGAUGGUGGUCUACUCGGGGUCGAAGACCUCCUACCUGCCCAGGAUGAUGACGCUGUACGAGCAGUGCAUCCGCGUCCUGCAGAACAACAUCGACUCGAUCGCUGAGGUGGGAGGAGUGCCGUUCGAGAUCCUGGAGCCGGUUCUGGAGCGAUGUACUCCGGAGCAGCUGUACCGCAUCGAGCAGAGCAACCAGUGGUUCACGGAGGAAUCGGACGAGCUGUGGAAGCAUCACUGUCAGCGCGACUUUAAGCGGGAGACUCCGCAGGAGUACGAGUCGUGGAGGGAGAUGUACCUGAGGCUGCACGACGAGCGCGAGGAGCGACUGAGGAUGCUCACGCAGAACAUCACAUCUGCGCACGCCAACAAACCCAAAGGACGCCAGGUUAAGAUGGCGUACGUCAACUCUGCCGCCAAGCCGCCACGUGACGUUCGGCGCCGACAGGAGAAGUUUGGAACCACCAGCGGUUCAACGGCCUCCUCCACCGUGGCUGCAGCUCCCAUCAAAAUAAGACCGGCUACCAUAGACUACUCCGGAGAAUCGAGCCGCUCUUCUUCUUCACAAAGCAACCCUCCUCCUGCCGGCUCGUCCCGCUCCUCUGCACCGAGCGGAGGAGGAGGAGGACACGCCGCCCGAGAAAAGCCUCAAGUCAAAAAAAUCGCCCCCAUGAUGGCCAAAACUAUCAAAGCAUUCAAGAACAGAUUCUCCCGCCGAUAGUGUGAAAAAGACUGAAUGUAUUUUAUGUCAUUUUAAUUAGCGCAAUUGGACUGGAGACCCUCCGACCCUGCACACACACUUCCAGCCCCGCACACACAUCACAUGAACUCUGCAGUAUUUGUGGCAAAAUGGUUAACUUCCUUUUUUUUUCUCUGUUUUUUUUCCUUUGUUUUUUCUGUGGUGACGUCUGUUCUGCAGGUCUUAAAUCUUUGAAUCCUAAAUGAUGGUACACACAGUAAAAGGACACACAAACACACACAGUCUGUUACUGAAUCAUGUUUUCCAGCAGAUUUUUUUUAAAGAAAGAGUCGCACGUUUUUGGGGGGGAAAUCUUUGCUGCGAGGUUAGAUUAGAAGAUCAGUUUCUCUCCAGCAGCACAAAGACUGGAAACAGGGGAGCGGCCAGCCUGGUGACAAAAUCUGCCCAGCAGAACCUUUAAAUAUCAAUAAAUAAUGUGUAAAUCUGUACAUAUUCACAGCCAAAACAUGCAUCGAAAAUUUGUAAAUUUUAGAAAAGAUGUAGUGCCUUGAACCUGCAUUCUGUUGAAUGGCCAGCAGAGGGCGGAUCUGAACUCAGAUUGCAUAGAAGUCUAUGAGAAAAUGACCCUUCUUCUCACUUGAUCUGUGGACUCAGUUAACAGUUUCCUGAUGAGUUUAUGGACUCGGUUGUUAGUUUUAAAUCUUAAUGAACACAACAUAAACUUUAUGCAGUAAAUUAUUAUUGCGUUAGAGUCAAAAAGGAGGAUAAAGCCACCUGAGUUUCAAAACACGUCACGAUGUCCACAUCCAUCUUUUAUCUACAGUCUGUGACUGAUUGCACUAAUCGAUUUCUUUCAGAUUUUCCCAUUUUUAAAAAUGUUGAGAGAAAAGGUGACACUGCUGUGACCAGAACAUCAAGAUGCAACACCUUAAUUCAGUCACAUAAUUUUGUUCAGAGUAACAUUCCUACUAAAGCGCCCCCGUCUGCUUUCCCCCCCUUUGGUUCCAAUCUUUGUGCCGACCGGUUCGUAUUUAUUAUACGACAGAUGAGAGUUGUAUCGGUCUUGAUCUCAAACUAGAAAUAAGCAUGUUGUCCCGAAGUGUUCAUCUUUUCCUUGUAAGGGACAGAAAAAGGCUCUAAGUUUAAAACAGUCAGCUGUUGUUUUCCCUUAUGACCAAAUGAUACACUACAGUGGGAAACUUUUACACUUUUACUCUUGUUUUGUCUCUUAAUCGCAUGCAUGAUGCACGUCCCGACACCCGAGACAUCAGCUGGACGAUGGAAGACUCGAAUCCUGUUUUGCCCGGUGCAUUUUUUUUAAAAAUGCAUGGGGCUAAGUUGAUAUCGCAGAUGAACGCACGGCGGCGUAGACUCAUUUUAACCCUCCUGUGGCUUCAGAUCACGUUUCCCUGCUGUCCAAUGUGUGCUUCCCUGUUUUUAUCUGCUUCACUGUGACAAACCGAUCGAGUGAGGGGAGAGUAGGAAGAAGAACCAUCAUAAGUUGUCUGCAGCUGCAGUCCAUGAUGAUGAUGUUGAUGAUGAUGAUGAAAUGUAUUUAUUUUCAACACUGGGACCUGGCACCCCACAACAUGGGCCUGAAUGGAAGUAGAUGACAAAUUGUAAUUUUAUUAGAUUUUAAUAAAUGUUAUAUGGUCAUUUUUAUUAAAAUUGACUUUUUGCCCUUAAAA
Molecule: messenger RNA, 3820 nt
Organism: Archocentrus centrarchus (flier cichlid)
Lineage: Eukaryota; Metazoa; Chordata; Actinopteri; Cichliformes; Cichlidae
Gene: eloa
Product: elongin A
Exons: 12
Coding region: 129-2153 (674 amino acids)
Biological process (GO): transcription elongation by RNA polymerase II
Cellular component (GO): elongin complex; nucleus
Molecular function (GO): protein binding
Source: RefSeq, a predicted model, not a curated record